This is a messenger RNA of Capsella rubella, 3160 nucleotides long. RefSeq names its product transcription factor bHLH114. Lineage: Eukaryota; Viridiplantae; Streptophyta; Magnoliopsida; Brassicales; Brassicaceae. Bases 2053 to 3000 code for a protein of 315 amino acids. The record is from RefSeq and is a predicted model, not a curated record. The transcript is spliced from 6 exons. Gene Ontology annotation, molecular function: RNA polymerase II cis-regulatory region sequence-specific DNA binding; DNA-binding transcription factor activity, RNA polymerase II-specific; protein dimerization activity. Gene Ontology annotation, biological process: regulation of transcription by RNA polymerase II. Gene Ontology annotation, cellular component: nucleus.
UUCAAGUAUUUAUAAUACUUUAGGCACAAACUUAGUUUAGUAGCAUUUUAGAAUAUUUCUCUUCAAAUUAAAAUGGAAAUUAGUAAAACAAUUUCUCAAGUUUUUAGUCUCAAAAUAAAGCUGAAUUAAUUGCAAUUCUUUGAUUGAAGAGAACAGAUAAAGUUUUUUAUAUAACUUAGAUAGACGUGUGAUUAGGUCAAAGGCCGAGGAAACACUUUUUGAUCUAAGUUAUUUUGUUCUUCUUGUUAAUCUACACUUUUAAUUUUCUAAACUUUUCCCACUCCACGAGAUAAACUAAACUUUAGAUUUUAAUCAUAAACAAUGACAAUAACAAAUUUAAGAUAUGACAAGAGGAGGUUAGACCGGAUAUGGUCGUGUAAUUGGUAUGCCUUAAAGCCAAAUAAACAAGUUUAAUAUGUGCUUAAGGUUAAAACGUCAUAAGGUUGACCGAACUUUUACUUCUUAUGGAAUCAAGAGGAUCGAAGUCACAUCCAUAUUUACUCUGAUGUCUUAACACACCAAAAAUACAUUAGAUUUAUAAUAUACUAACAUAUCAAAUUUGACGAUAUGAUAAGGAAAACAUAACAAUGAUGACGGCUGUUAAGCUAAACGAGCAAAGUCAAAGAAAUUGUGAUUAAGUUAUAAUCAAGUCUUUACUUUAACAAGAAAAAAACUUAUAAUUGUAAGUAGUUAGACAUGUUUAGUUCAGGGAAUAUUUGUUCCUCGAAGCCAAAUUGACUAAGACUGCAAAUCUGAUUUUUAAAACGAAAAUAACUAACCAACAUUCAUUAAUAUUAUAUACAUGUAACAAUAUAGUAUAAGAUUAGAUAAGUUAACCAAAUAAUUCAGUUAACUAAUCGACUAAUAGUGGAGUUGUGUGGUUAAGGAGUCAAAUCAGAUGACAUGAGCAUAUAUGUACGUAGUAGUAUUAUUGAAAGAAGAUUUGGGAACAUUUCCAAAGUAAAAAUGAAGACAACCCCUAAAACCCAAGAGAGUUCGAUUGGGUGGUAUGACUUAAUCCACACAAACGUAUUAUCUAUUAAUUAAUUUUACUUGUAUGUCAACAUUUUGACUUAUAUGAUAUUUAUUCAUUAUUUAAUAAACCUAUUUAAUAAACCUUUAGUAUCAUUUUUGCUACAAUAUCUAUCAAACCCACCUUGAGGUCCUUGAUGAAAUCAAACUGUUCUUGGCCAAUUUUUAAAUUUCGGCAUUCCUUUUUUUUUUUUGUUUCAUUCACAGAAAAACGGUUUUUGUCAAAUAAUGUUCGAUCCAAGUCUACAUAUUCUUAUUCAAAAUCAAAUUGGUAUUGUCUUUAGUCCAUUUGCCAAAAUUAUGCACAUUAAAAGGUACAAAAAUGAGAACAAAACCAUAUAAAUAGAGAUUACCUAACCAAAUUUGAAAAAAAAAAACACAGCUCUUUACUAAAAUCCAAAUAUAAACUCAUUUCUUGCUUUAUCCAAUCCCUUCAAAUAUCAAUAUUUUCAAGUCAUUCCAAAAGAGUAGCUAUUCGUGUUUUCAUUAAACAAUAAAACUUGUUCAACGUGGACUUUAGUUUAGUCUAUCAAAUAUAUAUAAUACUUCUGAUCUUUUUUUGCGAAAGAUAUAUAUUUGCAUUUGUGUUUACUUGUGAAGUUAAUAUUCUUUCUCUUUUUGCGAAAGAUACAUUUUUCUGUCAAACACAUUUUGAAAAAAACGUAAACUGAAAAACUAGAUCAUAUAACAAUGUUAAUUCUAAUAUAUAUAGUCUACGUUCUUUAAUUUGUUACAACUUACAAAUGAUUUAUAUUAAAAAAUUACAUUAUUUUAUGAUAUAAUUUAACGUAAACACGAACACAAGAAUACGUCCAUUAAGAUACGUUGUUUUCAUGAUAAUCAAUAGUUGAUACAUAUGGUUAAGAGGGUAGCUAAAGAUGUCUUUUUAUAAUUAAAUUUAUUAAAUUAGGUAGAUAAAAAUGUUGUUUAACAAUUAUAUUAUUCCGUUUAAACUAUUAAUUUUGAUGGAUUCAAGCAUCAAGCCUACAUAUAAAUACAAUAUGUAAAUCAACAUGUCUCAUGCAACUCCAAACAUUUCCAAAAUACACAAACAAAAACUAUAACAUGACGGAAGAGUUUGAGAUCGCCGGAAUUUCCACCGGAACUUGGUGGAGUUCGCCAACAAACACCGCCGCAGUAUUCUCCGGCUACUCACUGCCACGUUCCACUGAGAUUAGCCUUGAUGCCACAAAUUUCGGAUGGCAAAACAUCGAAAACAAGAUUAACGAUCAUAACGAUGGUUUCAUGAACAUGCAUAAUAGUUUCUUCGAAGGAUUUUUCGAUCCAAACGAGCAAGUACUAUCAGAUUCUUGGACAAAUACUACUACUCCUAACACGAAACCCGCGCUGCUCGAAAGCUUUCCGCUCUUUGAUAACAUGUUCUUGAUCGAUUCAGAAGCUGAAUCUUUCUUGGAUAAUGAGAUCAGAAUCCAUAAGUAUAAGGAGCAAAAUACACAAGACAGCAAGAUUGUUACUUCAAAGAGAAGUGACAAGCCUGAAGAACUGGAAGAGAACAGCGACGAAUACUCACCGCGGCUACUAAAAAGACCAAGACUUGAGACUCUAUCUCCAUUGCCAAGCUUCAAAGUUCGUAAAGAAAAACUCGGAGAUCGAAUCACUGCGCUUCAGCAACUUGUUUCACCAUUUGGCAAGACAGAUACAGCUUCUGUUCUCAACGAAGCUGUAGAGUACAUCAAGUUUCUUCAAGAACAAGUAACUGUAUUGAGUAAUCCAGAGCAGAACACCAUAGGAUCUGUUCAACAACAGCAGUGUUCAGACAAGAAACCUAUCAGUAGUACUCAAGAAGAAGAAGAAGAAUGUAGCUCAAGAAGACAUGUAGAUCUCGCUAGCCGUGGGCUCUGUCUGAUGCCGAUCUCAGCUUCAUAUCCGGUGGCUGCAGCCGCGGCUUCCGCUGAAGAGAUGAACACGUCUGAUUUUUGGAAUCUUCCGUUCUGUUUAAACUUAUAAAUUAGACAAGAUCGAUAAUACAUAACCAAAAAAAAGUUAUAUCUCUUCCACAGUUCCACAUAGAGAGGAUCUUGUAAAGUUUGAUGUCUAUAUUAUAUAGAAAUGUAAAUGUCUUGUAUACUUAAUUCAAAGCACACAGUAUAUUGUUUGUUUGCGUUUA